This is a messenger RNA of Penicillium alfredii, 1392 nucleotides long. Its product is annotated as phosphoserine phosphatase SerB. Gene Ontology annotation, biological process: L-serine biosynthetic process; dephosphorylation. The transcript has 3 exons. The coding region runs from base 1 to 1392 and encodes 463 amino acids. Gene Ontology annotation, molecular function: magnesium ion binding; L-phosphoserine phosphatase activity. The record is from RefSeq and is a predicted model, not a curated record. Gene Ontology annotation, cellular component: cytoplasm. NCBI's taxonomy places the organism in Eukaryota, Fungi, Ascomycota, Eurotiomycetes, Eurotiales, Aspergillaceae.
AUGGCCGACUCUUCUCGCCCCGCGCGGCCAUCUCUCGGCCAGAUGCGCAGCAGCUCGUUCCUACAGGACCACCAGCAGUACAAGCCCCCCAUCCCCAUCACCCAGAACAUUGGCGAGGUGCUAGGCAACCAGCUCGACGAGAAACUGGCCGUCACGAACCCGAUCAGCCCCGAUCCGGAGAAGGUCACCGACAGUGGCAUUAUCCACAGUAUCUUCAACCACCAAGCAAACCCGCUGCCCAGCGGCACGCCGCGGGUCGUCGCGACCAUCUUCUACAAGGCCGCCCAUCCGGUCCACCCGCACCUCCACCCCGAUGUGCCCUCCAACGUUACGUUCGGCGACAAGCUGCAGUCGCCCAGAGUGCCCGAGGGUUCCGCACCGACGGACGACAUGGAAAAGAUCCCGCGCGAGCCGCCUGCCCCGGAGCCCGAGCCUCUGGACCACUUGUACGGGCCAUUCGUGUCGCAGCUGUGCUUGACCAAUUUCCUCCAGAUCCUCGAAACGCUGCCCACCCCCUACCAGCGCAUGAACACGUCGCACCGAUGUCUCGACCGUGAUGACCAGCCGCACGUCGUCGAAGUCACCUUCUCGCCGCCGCCCAACCCCGAAUAUCUGCCCUUUGACGAUCUGCGCAAGCAUGAGAAUAUCUGGCGGUUCGAGCGUGAGUGGAACGUCGAGGUCGUGCUACAACGGGAGAGUGUCUUUCGCCGGCAUAAGCGGCUGGCCGUAUUCGACAUGGACAGCACCCUGAUCCAGAACGAGGUCAUUGACGAAAUCGCCAAGUUCAUUGGUGUCGAGAAAGAGGUUUCCGAAAUCACGGAGCGCGCCAUGAAUGGCGAACUAGAUUUCUCCGCCUCGUUGAAGGAGCGUGUUGGCCUUCUCAAGGGCGUCCCGGCCGACGUUUUCGACAAACUCAAGUCCGUCCUGACGAUCUCCCCCGGCGCGCGCGAGCUCUGCCGAGCCUUGAAAGUGUUGGGGUACCGGAUCGCCGUGCUGAGCGGCGGUUUCCAGCCACUGGCCGAGUGGCUCGCCGAGCAACUCGGCAUUGACCAUGCAGUCGCCAACCACCUGGAAAUCGACCCAACCUCCCAGACCCUCACCGGGAAAUUGGUCCCGGGCUACCCCAUAAUCGACGCAACUCAGAAGCGCUCCUUGCUCAAAUCCAUCGCUGCCGAGAACAACAUCCCCAUCGCGCAGACCAUGGCUGUCGGCGACGGCGCCAACGAUCUCCUAAUGCUCCAUGCUGCAGGCCUCGGCGUCGCCUGGCGCGCCAAGUCGAAGGUGCAGCUCGAGGCGCCCACCCGCCUCAACGGGGAGAGCCUGAUCGAGAUCCUCCAUCUUCUUGGCCUGGGCAAGCAGGAUAUCAAGGAGUUGAUCUCGGAACAGAAGUAG